Molecule: messenger RNA, 6200 nt
Organism: Ostrea edulis (European flat oyster)
Lineage: Eukaryota; Metazoa; Mollusca; Bivalvia; Ostreida; Ostreidae
Product: kinesin-like protein KIF17
Exons: 22
Coding region: 292-3585 (1097 amino acids)
Biological process (GO): microtubule-based movement
Molecular function (GO): microtubule motor activity; microtubule binding; ATP binding
Source: RefSeq, a predicted model, not a curated record
AAAACUUGAUGACACCUAUGAGCUCCCAUGAUGCCUUGCGAAAUAUUUUCUAUGGCAGAAAACGGGAACCAGCAGAAAAAUUGUUAGAUUUUAGAGAUGGUCCGAUGUCGGAAAUGAACAACGAUGUGCUAGAGAAAAAAACUAUAAAACUCCUGUUCUAAAAGAUCUUUCAACGAGUAGUGUUUCAUAUAGAGAAACUAAUUUACUGAAAGAAUUAGAACAUAGUUUAUAUAGUAUCCAAGGCAACAGUUUCCUUACAGUUAUCAGAUUUAAUACAAGACAGAAAUAACCAUGGCUUCCGACGGUGAGACAGUUAAAGUCAUUGUAAGAUGUCGACCAAUGAAUACAAGAGAGAAGGACCUGAAAUGUACGACUGUUAUUAACAUGGACGGCAAGCGGGGUCAGUGCGCCAUCAGAAAUCCGGACGACAAAAAGGCACCACCCAAGAUGUUUACAUUUGACGGAUCCUACUUUGUUGACUCUACCACAGAGAAUAUCUACAAUGAAAUAGCCUAUCCGUUGGUAGAGGGUGUGACGGAGGGCUAUAAUGGAACAAUCUUUGCUUAUGGGCAAACUGGUUGUGGGAAAUCGUUCACUAUGCAGGGAAUUACAGAUCCUGCAACUCAGAGAGGAAUCAUUCCAAGAGCUUUUGAUCAUAUAUUCGAGACAGUCUCUGUGGCAGACAGCACUAAGUUUUUACUCCAUGCAUCUUACUGUGAAAUUUACAAUGAAGAAAUCCGUGAUCUCUUAGGAAAAGACGCAAAACAAAAACUAGACUUAAAGGAACAUCCAGAAAAGGGAGUCUACGUGAACGGGCUUUCAAUGCACCCAGUGCACAAUGUUAUGGACUGUGAGAAAAUCAUGUCCAAAGGUUGGUCAAACAGAGCUGUAGGGGCUACAUUGAUGAAUGCCGAUUCCUCCAGAAGUCAUUCAAUAUUUACCAUUAAUAUUGAGAUGGUCACGGAGGAUGAAGCUGGGGAGGAGCAUAUCAGAGCUGGAAAAUUGAAUCUGGUAGAUUUAGCAGGAAGUGAAAGACAAGCCAAAACAGGUGCAACUGGUGACCGUUUAAAAGAAGCAACAAAGAUCAACCUCUCUCUAUCUGCGCUUGGUAAUGUCAUAUCAGCUCUGGUCGAUGGUAAAUCCAAACAUAUUCCAUACAGAGACUCCAAGCUGACCAGGCUGCUCCAGGACUCACUGGGAGGCAACACCAAAACCCUAAUGGUGGCCUGCUUGUCCCCGGCUGACAAUAACUAUGAUGAGAGCUUGAGUACGCUUCGGUAUGCCAACCGAGCCAAGAACAUACAGAACAAACCAAAGAUUAAUGAGGACCCCAAGGACGCUCUGUUGAGGCAAUACCAGGAGGAGAUUGAGAAGCUGAAGGCCAUGUUGAUGGGGCAGAUUCCUGUGCCGGAGGGAGGUCUUGGAAACCUUGAUGCUGCCAAAAUUCAAAGAACAAAGAAAGAUUCAGAAUCCUCGACAAGAGAGGAACUGGAGGAAGAAAAGAAAAGAAUAAGAGAGGAAUAUGACUCGAAGCUGGAAGGACUAAAGGCAGAGUACGAGCAAGAGAUAACUAACAAGAAAAAAAUCCAACAGGACAUGUUGAAGUUACGAGCCUUUUAUGACACACAGUUGUCCUCAGUCGAUGGACAGAUAGCAGGGUUACCACCCACUGCUGCAGUACUAGGAGAGAUAGAAUGGCAGGAUGAGAACGGACAGAUGCUUAAAUUGGAUGAGGAUGUGUUUCCCGGUGGUGUGGAACCUAAGCCAGGUCAGCAAGUGGUGACACAGGAUGGCAAGACCACAGUGGCUUCAGCUCAGUCUGGUCAAGAAGUGGUGACCAGUGAUGGUAAAGUGGUAGUUCUACCACCUGGAAGCCAAGUGGUUACUGAGACUGAGAGUGGACAGCAGCAGAUAGUAACGCCUGAUGGCACUGUGGUGGUGGCAGCCAGCGGACAUCCAGUCGCUGUACAACCUACAAAACCACCGGUCAAAACUACAUCUGAUGGCAAGGUGAUCGUCAUCGACUCGGACGGACAAGAAGUAGUGCAGCAGCCUGGUAUACCCGUAGUGAUGCAGGAUGGACGAACUGUCAUGAUUGACUCCAAGACUGGUAGACAGGUGGUCAAGCAGACAGUGGUCGUGGUCAAUCAGAACAACCAGAUGAUCAAUGAGGAUGGAAAUCUGGUCAAUGAGAAAGGCCAGUUGAUCAACCCGGAGGGCCAAGUGGUGGAUGCUAAUGGACGUGUUUUGACUUCGGAGGAACUGGCUCAAGCCAAUGCUGUGGCUGGGGAAACAAAGGUGAUAAUAAAGACAGUGACAAACACAGAGUAUAUCAAAACUACAGAGUUUGUGGAGGUAGAGAAGACGAGAGAGCCAGAUUCUGUGACCGGGGCAAAUCUUCCUGAAGGACCAGUGGUAGCAGGAAAACAAGUCACAAAACCAGAUGGAACUGUUGAUCAGGAGUAUGAAGAAGGUACAGCCAUUAUGAUGGGUGGAGCUCCUGUCCUUGAACAUGAGGGGCCAAUGGCUCCUAACUCCUCCCCCACCCAAUCGAACAUGCAGGACCAGAUGAAGCUCCACCAGGAGGAGGCCUACAGGAGGUUGCAAGAAUUAGAAAAGCAGAUGGUUGGAGGAGAGAAAAAGGAUGACAAUGUUACCAAAGAAAGGAGGAGGAAAAGAAAAUUGUUUGCUGAUGAGAGAAAGCAGAAGCUUGCAGAGGCCAUUGCCAACAUGGAUGAUGAUUUCAUUCUGCUGCAAAUUUACGAUGAAACACAAGAUGAAGUCAGAGACAAAGAUUUAGAAGUCCGAAAAAUACACGCAAAGAAUGAGAGUUUGCAAAGAGAUAUCAUAGAUAUCCAGUCGGAGUUUCAGUUUGAGAGAAUUGACUACCUGGACACCAUUAGAAAACAGGAGAGGGAACUAGCCCUGAUGCAGGCCCUGCUGGAUAAGAUACACCCAUGUCUGAGACGAGAUUGUAAUUAUGCCAACAUCGACAGGAUUAGACGGGAAUGCAAGUGGGAUGACGACGAGGGAAGGUGGUUUCUUCCACGCAUGUCCAUCAACAACACAGCACUUCCUGUAGCAGAAAAUGGAUUCAGUUCUGCACCACGAAUGAAUCACGAUACUGAAAUGAGAACAGGAUUUGAAAGAAAUGAGGGAGUAAUGCCUGGAGGCCGACCAGUGGAGGGAAGGAGUCGUCCGAGAAUGUCCAAUGGAGACAUCCAGGCCAGCAUCUAUGACAACGAGGAGGACCGCUUCAGAGAUAAAAUCAUGAGGAAGGAGGACCACUCCCACAAUUAUUUCCAGGGAAAACGAGCCAGCCAGCUUCUUCAGACCAAUGAGCCAAUCAAUCGAUUCAAUAUCAACGAAGUGAAAGAUACCUACAGCUUAAAAAGUCCUCGAGGAUCCAUGACAAAUGGUCAUAUGAACGACGAUCCAAUGAGUUCAGGACUGCGGGCAGCUGCUGUUCACGGUCAACUGCUGCAAGAGGACACCAUGGUUCGAAAGCCCACACGUUUAGAUGCGCUACCGUCUGUCAACACAAAGAAGGGCAGAAAGAAGAAGAAUGCCCUGGAUCCCUUGUGAUGAAGGCUCAUUCCUAUUGUAGAAAUUAAGGGUUAAGAUGCAAUCAAUAACUUAUUCAAAUAUUUGUUAAAGUUUUAACUACUAUUUGAACUGAUAAUUGAUAAUUUUGGAAUCCAGACAAAUUUUGAAAGGAUGUGAUUCUUGAAGCUGACUUUCAGUUGUUUAAGAAUAUGUGAAGGUUUUCAUUUUAGAAAAUGCAAAUCAUUAACACUGGGAGAGUUUGCCGUCUGCUCCUCUCUGUUUGCCGUCUGCUUCUAUAUAUGUGGUUGUGAAAAAUGAGAACUAUACAUAGUUGGAAUGCACAUCCGUACUUGUAUUUUCAGAAGAAAUCAGUAUUUCUAUGUGAAUUUUGUGUGAUGCAAGUAAUUUUUGGAUCAUGAUAGCUUUUUAAUUUGUUAAGCUUUGAAAUCUCUAUAAUUUACUUGCCAUUUUUAUAUUGUGUCUUUGUGUGAGAUUUAAAUUUUCUUUAUCUUAUUCCGUCUAUCUAAUGAUAAUUAAAAAAAAUAGAUGUUCUGAUUUUUGCAGUUAUUUCUGUUUGAAACAAUGAGCAUUUUAUUCCUGUAUAACUCUCAUUUUAGGCAUGGCAUAGAGAUACAUGUAUAUCUUUUGUAUUUAAAAAUUACUAUCUGUUGUCAUAUGCACUUAAAAAUGAUUUUUACAUAUUCUCACAAACGUGUGUUCACUGUAUGAAAUACAUGAGUGUAUUCAUACUCCUUUUACAAGGCAUUUACAUACCUACAUCAGAAGAACAUUUAUUUCUAGGGAUUGUUAACAAUAUAAGGUAUGAAAAUGAAUAUGAUGGUGAUUCAACAAAAGAGAUGUUUUAAAAUAUUAUGAUGCAGAAAACCUGGACUAAAGUGUCGACAAGAACAGUGCCUGUAUGAAGGGUACAAUAAGUGUACAUUUAUAAAAUAUCGUGAUAUUUUGUAAAUAUGGAGGAGAAUUAUACUACCAUGUACAAUAGUUUGCAUGGAAUCGAGUCUUUCAUACAAAAUGUAUUAAAUCCGUCCAAGACCUUGUUCAUUGUUGAUAAUCUUGAAUGGUAUGUUUUUCAAGUACUGGUAUACAGAAAUAUCUUGUUUGUUGACGUGUAUAGUUAUGUAUAGCACUUUUACAGCCUCUGUGAUUGAUUUAUAGGAUAGGUUAAUAUACAUCUUUUAUAAUUUUGUCCUGAAAUUCUGUCUCGGCUACCCUCUGGAUUUUGGGUGCAGUUCAGCAAUUGUGCUGUUUAUGGGGAUAUUUUCGCUGUGUUAUUUUAACCCAUUUGCAUUGAAAAUUUUGUGUCUCACUACAUUAGAUUUAUAAUUUCAUAAUGUACAUUUGCUAAGUUGUAAAUUCUCUAAUUUUAAUCAUAAAGAUGAAACAAGCUAAACUAAAAUGGUGGGGGCUAAAGUUUUGCUGCAUACAGUAUAAAAACUGCUAGAUUUUUAUUUCCGUAAAUCAGAUCUCUCAGUGAAAGCAUUUGAAAUAUUUACAAUUUGUUUACAUUUUACUUAUGCAUGUUUUUGGUGUGCUCUAACAGUAUGAAUUAUAGAAGUGUUAACAUACCCUGUGUCAUUGAACCACAAAGGUGUUUAAAUAUAUAUAUUGCAAUAGAGAAAGAAAUCUGUGUGUAAAUAGAAUACCAUAAUUUCACAUACUACUAUUUUCAUCAAGACAAAGAAAAGAUUAUGAACAAAACAGAAUUAGUGAAAUAAAUUUAAUGAACUGGGAGUUGACAUUUUAACAUCUCUAAUCAAAAUUAGAUCCUUUGAUCUGCUGACGUAUAUCACUUUAAAAACUUGUGUGUCCCUUUAUGUACAGCAUUUCAUCUUUACUUGCAAAACAGGUUGGCAUAGAAACGGCAUUCAACCAAACUGACACUUCCACUCCUCCUUUUUUAAAUCUUAUAUGUGUAUUAUUACUGCAUACAUUAAUUUUAACAGAAACCUAAUAAAUGAAAUUAUUUUUUUUUUUUUGAUAGAAAAGACUGCAUUACUGCAUGUAUUUACAUGUAUUACUGAAGUAUGUAAUUUAGUUCUAAUAAACAUUCCUUACGGUUCCUGUUUAUUAACACACAAGAAUUUUCCCAACUUUUUUCCUAUACAUUAACUUUACAGUUUAUGAAUUUUGUGUGAAGUUUUGAAGUCAUAAUAUGAUGCUAAUCGUAUCAGUGUUUGAGUUUUUCCCUCGAGUAUUUAUUCACCACCAGUUAUGUAAAUUAUGAUGUUACUGACAAACGUCUAUCUUUAAGGACUUGAGUAUAUUCCUUUGAUGCAAGUGACAUCAAAUUGUUAACUGGUUACGUAAUAUAUAGUGUUGUCAUACUUGUAAAUGUUGGGGGUCUUUUUGUUUUGUUUUUGUUGGUUUUUUCUCAAAAUUAAUCUGUUUUUAUGUACAUUCCGUCCGUGUUGAACUUAAAUGUUUUAGAAUUUGACUUACUGGUAGUAUUUUAUGUUGUGAGUUGUGUAACUUGUUGACCAAUCCACUUUCUUUACACUGGUGGCACAAAUCAAUGUCUGCUGACAUUCAUCAUUCAAAUCACCCAAUUGUGAUGUCAAUUAAACAUACCCAUUCCUAGAUGUAGAUAAUUACCUUGUUGUUAAAGUUUGUCAAUAAAAUGCUUCGGUUGGUUG